Molecule: messenger RNA, 201 nt
Organism: Menidia menidia (Atlantic silverside)
Lineage: Eukaryota; Metazoa; Chordata; Actinopteri; Atheriniformes; Atherinopsidae
Source: the annotation of a GenBank genome assembly
AUGUGUUGCUCCUCCGGCAGAGCUGUGGAGGCCGCAGAGGGAAGAGUCCAGCAGUGCCCCCUGCUGGAGGAUUUCAUUAAUAGCCUGGUGUCAGGAGCUCUGAUGGAUCUGGCUGAAAACUCUGAGAAACCUGAGUCUCAGCGUCUCCGACUAAAUGAAGCCGACGGGCACCUGCACGCCAUCGAUUGCUCCUCCAAAUAG